CUUACCGCCCUCUUUUUGCCGUGAGGUACAGAACUCCAUACGGCGUUGUCUCGUGCUCUCCCACUAAACUCGUUACGCAGGGAAAGUGGUCACGAUGUCCGGAGGUCUAGAUGUCCUUCAAAUGAAGGAGGAGGAUGUGCUGAAGUUCCUGGCCGCAGGAACCCAUCUUGGAGGUACCAACCUGGACUUCCAGAUGGAGCAGUACGUCUACAAGAGAAAGAGUGACGGCGUGUACAUUAUCAAUCUUAAGAAGACCUGGGAGAAGCUGCUGCUGGCUGCUCGUGCUAUUGUUGCCAUUGAGAAUCCAGCUGAUGUUUGCGUCAUCUCCUCCAGGAACACUGGCCAGAGGGCAGUGUUGAAAUAUGCCUCUGCUACUGGAGCCACAACCUUUGCUGGUCGCUUCACCCCCGGAACCUUCACCAAUCAGAUCCAGGCUGCUUUCCGGGAGCCCCGCCUUCUCAUCGUCACGGACCCCCGUGCCGAUCACCAGCCCCUGACUGAGGCCUCAUACGUCAACAUUCCCACCAUUGCCCUCUGCAACACCGACUCUCCCCUCAGAUACGUGGAUAUUGCCAUCCCAUGCAACAACAAGGGACACCACUCUGUGGGUCUGAUGUGGUGGAUGCUGGCCAGGGAGGUGCUGAGGAUGAGGGGCACCAUCUCCAGGGAGCACCCCUGGGAGGUCAUGCCUGAUCUGUACUUCUACAGAGAUCCUGAGGAGAUUGAGAAGGAGGAGCAGGCCGCUGCCGAGAAGGCCGUUGGUAAGGAGGAGUUCCAGGGCGAGUGGACCGCUCCCGUGGCCGACUUCGCCCAGCCUGAGGUGGCUGACUGGUCUGAGGGAGUGCAGGUGCCCUCUGUUCCUAUCCAGCAGUUCCCCGCUGGCAUCGAUGCUGCUCCCCCCAAGGCUGCUCCAACAACCGAAGUCUAUUCUGAGGACUGGAGCGCCCAGCCAGCCACAGAUGACUGGUCAGCUGCCCCAACAGCACAGACUGGAGACUGGGGUGGUUCCAGCGCCGACUGGUCCUAAACAGUGUAUGAAAACCCAGAGUCUUGUGCAUUGCUAUGGAGUCAAUAAAACUUGGCUGAUUGUUUAA
This is a messenger RNA of Chanos chanos (milkfish), 1094 nucleotides long. It is a transcript of the gene rpsa, whose product is annotated as ribosomal protein SA. Gene Ontology annotation, molecular function: structural constituent of ribosome; laminin receptor activity. Gene Ontology annotation, cellular component: small ribosomal subunit; ribosome. Gene Ontology annotation, biological process: translation. Bases 95 to 1027 code for a protein of 310 amino acids. The transcript is spliced from 8 exons. The record is from RefSeq and is a predicted model, not a curated record. Lineage: Eukaryota; Metazoa; Chordata; Actinopteri; Gonorynchiformes; Chanidae.